AUGCUCCUAACACUCUUGCACAUUCUUUCAAACGCCGAUCAUAAUCAUGAUCAAUACCCUACCUUCUCAAAUGACCUAUCUCCGAAAGUGCUAGGGCUAAAGUGAGAGAAACUGAGCCACAUCCACUUCUACUUCCACGACGUCAUCAGCAGCAAAAACCCGACGACUGUCAAAAUUGCCGAAGCACAAGUGACGAACAAAUCAUUGACGGUUUUCGGCAGGGUGAUGAUGAUGGACGACCCUUCGACGGUGGGGCCAGAGCGGAGCUCCAAGAAAGUUGGAAAAGUUCAAGGCAUAUGUGUCUCGGCUUCGCAAUCUGAUGUAGGGAUUUUAAUGGUUCACAACUACAUCUGUACGGAAGGGAAAUAUAACGGAAGCAUCCCCAACAUCUUGGUACGAAACGCUGCGCUUUCAGACUUGAAAGAGAUGUCGAUCGUCGGAAGAAAUGGACUUUUCAGAUUCGCAGGAGAGUAUGCUCAGGCAAGGACUCAUAAGUUUGAUGCCAAAACUUUGGAUGCUGUUGUGGAGUAUAAUAUUUAUGUUAUCCACUACUGA
Morus notabilis is the source of this 555-nucleotide messenger RNA. RefSeq names its product dirigent protein 11. The transcript has a single exon. Lineage: Eukaryota; Viridiplantae; Streptophyta; Magnoliopsida; Rosales; Moraceae. The record is from RefSeq and is a predicted model, not a curated record.